Molecule: messenger RNA, 2212 nt
Organism: Lotus japonicus
Lineage: Eukaryota; Viridiplantae; Streptophyta; Magnoliopsida; Fabales; Fabaceae
Product: heat shock cognate 70 kDa protein 2
Exons: 2
Coding region: 90-2042 (650 amino acids)
Biological process (GO): protein refolding; cellular response to unfolded protein
Cellular component (GO): cytoplasm
Molecular function (GO): ATP-dependent protein folding chaperone; ATP hydrolysis activity; misfolded protein binding
Source: RefSeq, a predicted model, not a curated record
CUUCUCAUCUUCAUCACGGAAUCAAUAAUCACAGUGAAUUUUUUCUUUGCUUUCUCGUAAGUACAGUUUGUGAGAGAAUUUCAAUUAGCAUGGCUGGUAAAGGUGAAGGUCCGGCGAUCGGAAUCGAUCUCGGAACGACGUACUCCUGCGUCGGCGUUUGGCAGCAUGAUCGUGUUGAAAUCAUAGCUAACGAUCAGGGUAACAGGACUACUCCGUCCUAUGUCGCUUUCACAGAUACUGAGCGGUUGAUCGGAGAUGCCGCCAAGAACCAGGUCGCUAUGAACCCUACCAACACUGUUUUCGAUGCUAAGCGUUUGAUUGGAAGGAGGUUCAGCGAUACUUCAGUGCAGGGUGACAUGAAAUUGUGGCCAUUCAAGGUGAUUCCAGGCCCUGCUGACAAGCCAAUGAUUGGGGUGAAUUACAAAGGAGAGGAGAAGCAGUUUUCUGCAGAGGAGAUAUCUUCAAUGGUUCUCAUGAAGAUGAAGGAGAUUGCGGAGGCGUAUCUUGGUACAACGAUUAAGAACGCGGUGGUUACUGUGCCGGCUUACUUCAACGACUCUCAGAGGCAAGCUACCAAGGAUGCUGGUGUGAUUUCUGGGCUCAAUGUGAUGCGAAUCAUCAACGAGCCUACCGCGGCGGCGAUUGCGUAUGGGCUUGAUAAGAAAGCCACCAGCACCGGGGAGAAGAAUGUUCUGAUUUUCGAUCUCGGUGGUGGGACUUUUGAUGUUUCGCUUCUCACCAUUGAGGAAGGUAUCUUUGAGGUGAAAUCCACUGCUGGUGAUACUCAUUUAGGGGGUGAGGAUUUUGAUAACAGAAUGGUGAACCAUUUUGUUCAGGAGUUUAAGAGGAAGAACAAGAAGGAUAUUAGUGGAAAUGCCAGGGCUCUUAGGAGGUUGAGAACAGCUUGUGAGAGGGCCAAGAGGACUCUGUCAUCCACUGCUCAAACCACCAUUGAGAUUGAUUCGUUGUAUGAAGGAAUUGACUUUUACACCACCAUUACUCGUGCUAGAUUUGAAGAGCUGAACAUGGAUUUGUUCAGGAAGUGUAUGGAGCCUGUGGAGAAGUGUUUGAGGGAUGCAAAGAUGGACAAGAGUACAAUCCAUGAUGUUGUUCUUGUUGGUGGGUCAACAAGGAUUCCCAAGGUUCAGCAGUUGUUGCAGGACUUUUUCAAUGGGAAGGAGCUUUGCAAGAGCAUUAACCCGGAUGAGGCUGUUGCUUAUGGUGCUGCAGUUCAGGCUGCGAUUUUGAGCGGUGAGGGCAAUGAGAAAGUGCAGGAUCUUCUCUUGCUUGAUGUCACUCCACUUUCACUUGGAUUGGAAACUGCUGGAGGGGUCAUGACUGUGUUGAUUCCCAGAAACACAACUAUUCCCACCAAGAAGGAGCAAGUUUUUUCAACCUACUCUGAUAACCAACCUGGUGUUUUGAUUCAGGUCUAUGAAGGUGAACGAACAAGGACUCGUGAUAACAAUUUGCUUGGUAAAUUUGAGCUCUCUGGAAUCCCUCCAGCUCCAAGGGGUGUUCCACAAAUCACUGUCUGCUUCGACAUCGACGCGAAUGGUAUCUUGAAUGUGUCCGCGGAGGACAAAACAACUGGACAGAAGAACAAGAUCACAAUUACAAACGACAAGGGGAGGCUUUCGAAGGAGGAGAUUGAGAAGAUGGUGCAGGAAGCUGAGAAGUACAAGUCCGAGGACGAGGAGCACAAGAAGAAAGUGGAGGCUAAGAAUGCUCUGGAGAAUUAUGCCUACAACAUGAGGAACACGAUCAAGGAUGAUAAGAUUGCUUCCAAGUUGUCAGCGGAUGAUAAGAAGAAGAUUGAGGAUGCGAUUGACCAGGCUAUCCAAUGGCUCGAUGGGAACCAACUUGCUGAGGCUGAUGAAUUUGAGGACAAGAUGAAGGAGUUGGAGACCAUUUGCAAUCCCAUCAUUGCUAAGAUGUACCAAGGUGCAGGUGCUGAUGUGGGUGGUGGAGCCAUGGAUGAGGAUGGUCCUCCUGCUGGCAGUGGAAGUGGUGCUGGACCCAAGAUUGAGGAAGUCGAUUAAGCAGAACAUUUCAGCGAUGGGGGGCUCUAGAUUUUGGAAGGUUCUUUUGGUUUGGGAGAAUUACAUCUUAUGUAUCUAUGCUUAGCGUAACUUUUCUUCGUUUUUUUCUUCUUCUAUGUAAUUUGGUUUUCCAUGAUUUCAUCUUAAUGGAAACUGUUUUUGUUUGCGCA